Molecule: messenger RNA, 420 nt
Organism: Notechis scutatus (mainland tiger snake)
Lineage: Eukaryota; Metazoa; Chordata; Lepidosauria; Squamata; Elapidae
Source: RefSeq, a predicted model, not a curated record
ACUACAUUUCACUAUCAUGGCUGAAGAUGUGAAAAAGCGCUUGCUUGAAUAUAAUAAGAUGAGGGACUCGAGAUGUUUGCUAGAAGGAAAGAGUGAAAUGUAUUGGCUCAGGCCCCAGAAAAAACAUUAUCCUCAAAGUAAUCGGGCUUCACUAGAGAACUACAAAGAAGAAAAACAGGAGUAUGACAGUGGCAGGACAUCCUGGAUAAAAAUAACUCCUCCUAAUAAAGAAAAACGGCAUUUUCCUGAAAAAACCCAGUUCCAGUGGUCGCUCAAUAUGAAUUAAUGUAUCUUGUGAUGAAGCGAACAGACAAUGCAAUUUUUGGAUGAGAAAUCUUAUUAGAAGCAGUUUCUCUGCUGGAGUACUGAAGUUGUAUGCGUUUUGGCUAACUGAAAAAGCAGCUGUAUUGUGUAUGUACG